AUGUUUUUGUUGAAGCCAGGGAGACGAUCGGCUGAAACAUUAUACUCACAUCGCGAGCCUCAAACUUUUGUAUAUUUCUUUAAUUUAUUCCUAAACACUUAUACUCUAGAGGCGCACAAAGGCAGCAGCGCGGCUUCUGCUGAAAGAAAGGAGAAGCUCGCACGAGGAGUUGGAGGCGGCGAGGCUUCUUCUGCUCGUCCGGCUGCGGGGUGUGAAGGGGGACAAGAAACGGGUCCGCUUGGAGCGAUGCAAGCAGCAGUAGCGACGAGUCUAGAUCUUCGGUGGGUUUGCUCGACGGAAGAAGUGGAAGGUGCGAGGGGCUCGAUCAGUGGAAAGGGAGGGUUCCGGUGUGGCCGAAGAGAAGGAAAAAGGGAAAAGGCUUCGGUCUCGGUGGUGAUCAACGAGCAAUAUGGAGAGGGACAGCCUUCCUCCGGCGAUUUGCAGGGAAAUCGAUGGGUGUUUGUUCUUGUGUUCUUGACUGGAACUGAUGCAGCAUCAAAGGAAACAUGGAGGCGUUUGGGUUUGUUUCAUUUGACAGUUCACGAAGAAGAAGAGUUCAGUAAACGGAAUGGCUUCAAUGGAAGGACAGCAGAAACUUGGCGUGUGGUUUUGUUUAGGAUGAAGCUUGGAAGUAAUGAGUGA
Lactuca saligna is the source of this 642-nucleotide messenger RNA. Lineage: Eukaryota; Viridiplantae; Streptophyta; Magnoliopsida; Asterales; Asteraceae. The record is from the annotation of a GenBank genome assembly.